Molecule: messenger RNA, 582 nt
Organism: Cylicostephanus goldi
Lineage: Eukaryota; Metazoa; Nematoda; Chromadorea; Rhabditida; Strongylidae
Source: the annotation of a GenBank genome assembly
AUGAUAGAAUCCAUCAUAUUUGUAGAAGAUAACUCUCAGGUUGCUCUGAAUGCACAAGCGACACCGGCGAUGUUGAAUGAGUUGGAAAAGCUUCCUCGCAAACUUGAGGAACUAACACAAACAAGUGGAACAUCUCAAGGAGUCGGAAUCGAAGAAAUCUAUCAAGUCGACAAUCUUCCAAAUUAUCAAGCAGUGCGAUGUUUUUUGGGCAAUUCUUCUACUGCUGAUGUUUUGCAUAGUCAAAACGGCUGCACAGUAAUACCGUCUGGAGAGAAGAAGACAGUCGUGAGUUGUUCUAUUUCACGGAACCGCGUUCCAUCUUUUAUUCAGAUUAAAUUGCGUGAAGACAAGCACAAACUGAAGAAACCGUGUAAAGAAGGGAGAAAAGGAUGGCGACGGCCGGCACUCUGUACCGUCGAACGGUGGCUACUUCCCCUACACCUGCCAUGGAUGUUUACUGGGCCACAACAUCCUGGACCACAGCAUCGGACUAAUGGCCUUCACACUCUGCCACACUUCACCAGUGCACUGUUGAUGCCGAAUCAUCCACUCCCAUCUGCCCCUCUAACAGUCAGUACAUAG